AUGGGCUCAGCCAAAUUCAAGAAGCUGGUGGAUGCCUACAAGUGGGAUGAGGCUAUGGAGGUUUGCAUUGCCCAGUGUGAGAAGAAGGCGGACAUUCUCGACUUCAACUUCGACUCGGACCUCAUCGACGGGCAAUCGGCCAUGAGCAAGUUCAUGAGGCUCUGCGUCACAGACAUUAUCUUCGAUUGCAACGUGCUGACCAUCGCCACUGGACUGCCGGAGCACAACUCCUACGCCGUCGACUUCAUCAAUGCCGUGGCGGAGAUCAAGCGCACCUGCCCAUGCGUCUCCUUCUCUGGAGGCUUGAGCAACCUGUCUUUCUCCUUCCGCGGCCUGAACUCAUUGCGGGAUGCCAUGCACAGCGUGUUCCUCUACCACGCAGUGCCCAAGGGUCUGAACAUGUCCAUCGUGAACCCAGGAGGCCUUCCCCGCUACACGGACAUCGACGAGAACACACGCAAGCUGGCGGAAGAGGUGAUCCUGAACCAGUCUGCAGAUGGCAAGCAUGUCGAGCGCUUCCUGGAGUACGCCGAGGCAGUCCGCAAGCCUGCCCCGGCUGCGGGUGGUGCUGCGGGUGGCGCUCCCGCCAAGGAUGCCUGGCGAAGCGGCACAUUCACAGAGCGUCUGCACUACGGGCUGAUCAACGGUAUCGACAAGUUCAUUGAGGGGGAUACCGAGGAGGCCCGGGCAGAAUUGCAAAUCCCGCUGCGUGUCAUCGAGGGGCCGUUGAUGGAAGGCAUGGGCAUCAUCGGCGACCUUUUCGGAUCCGGAAAGAUGUUCUUGCCGCAGGUCAUCAAGAGCGCACGAGUCAUGAAGAAGGCCGUGGCGUACCUGACCCCCUUCAUGGAAGAGGAAAGGCGUGCAGCCGCCCUCGCUGCCGGCGAGGACCCUGAUCAGCCCAAGUACAACGGCGUUGUGCUGAUGGCAACGGUGAAGGGAGAUGUGCACGACAUUGGCAAGAACAUCGUGGGAGUUGUCCUGGGCUGCAACAACUUCAAGGUGAUCGACAUGGGCGUGAUGGUGCCCUGCGAAAAUAUCCUGGAGAAGGCCGUCCAGGAGAAGGUGGAUGUCGUCGGACUUUCCGGGCUCAUCACACCUUCCUUGGACGAGAUGGUUUACGUUGCUGUCCGAGCAGAUGAAGGCUCGCGGUAUGAAGGUGCCGUUGAUGAUCGGUGGCGCCACCACAUCGAAGCGGCACACGGUGGGGUCCUGGAUGCGAGCAGAAGCUGCACCGUGGUCAGCGCGCUGAUGUCCGGAGACAAGCAGACAUAUCUGGACGAGAUCAAGGAGGAAUACGCCGAAAUCAGGGAGGAAUACUACGCGACUUUGAUCGACAAGAAGUGGAAGUCGCUGAAGGAGGCGCAGUCCAAGAAGCCUCAGCUGGACUGGGGCAAGCUGCCACCGAAGCCGAAGUUCGUUGGCAACUUGUGCAUCAAGGACCACCCCAUCGAUGAAAUCAUGGAGUACAUCGACUGGACGCCCUUCUUCCAGGUGUACCAACUUCGCGGCAAGUACCCCAAUCGCGACUACCCUCACAUCUUCAAGGAUGAGCGCGUGGGCCCUGAAGCGAAGAAGCUCUUUCAAGAGGCGAAGGACAUGUUGGCCUGGAUUGUCAAAGAGGGCUUGCUGAAGUGCUCAGGCGUCGUGGGAAUCCAUCCGGCCAAUGCGGUCGGUGAUGACAUCGAGGUCUACACGAGCGAGGACCGUGACACCGUGAAGUGCAAGUUCUACGGGCUGCGCCAGCAGUUGGACAUGGGCGAGUCCACAUACUGGUGCCAGGGUGACUUCAUUGCCCCGAAGGGCUACUCCGACUACAUCUCCGCUUUUGCCUGCACGGGCGGCAUCGGAUGCCACGAGCAACGCCAGAAGUUCGAGGAGAAGGGCGAGAUCGAUCAGGCAAUCCUCCUGGAGGCCGUGGCAGACCGGCUUGCGGAGGCCUUCGCCGAGCUGAUCCACCUGAAGAUCCGAACCACGCUGUGGGGCUUUUCGCCUGAUGAGAAGCUGUCCUUGGAGGACAUGCUGAAGGUGAAAUACCAGGGCAUUCGCCCUGCGCCGGGUUAUCCUUCCCAGCCCGACCACAGAGAGAAGAAGACGCUGUGGGACCUUCUGGAGGUGGACAGGCUGACGGAUGAGAAGCUGUCCCUGACCGAGUCCUACAUGAUGAUGCCAAGCGCCUCUGUGUCGGCUCUGGUCUUCGCACACCCGGAGGCCAAAUACUUCUCGGUUGGCCAGGUCAACGUUGAUCAGGUGCAGCCUGGACCUUGGCGCGGCUGA
Molecule: messenger RNA, 2274 nt
Organism: Symbiodinium necroappetens
Lineage: Eukaryota; Dinophyceae; Suessiales; Symbiodiniaceae
Source: the annotation of a GenBank genome assembly